Molecule: messenger RNA, 1500 nt
Organism: Boleophthalmus pectinirostris (great blue-spotted mudskipper)
Lineage: Eukaryota; Metazoa; Chordata; Actinopteri; Gobiiformes; Gobiidae
Exons: 2
Coding region: 1243-1500 (85 amino acids)
Source: RefSeq, a predicted model, not a curated record
UUUGAGUGAGGUAAUCAGAAGCUCAAUUUCAAGUGAUGCAUAAGGGCGUGGUUUUAAUUUACAGCUGUGAGGCCAAAACAGCAGAAAUGGAUCUAAUCCUAAACCUUGGAAAUAGCACUGUUGUUACUGUAUUCUACAUCUGGGACACUAGAGGGAACCAAUACACUGUAGAUUUGUACAGCAGCACAAAUGUUUUCUCUUUGUACAUACUAUUGCUUUUCUCAUGUAAAAUUAAUUCAUGAAAAACUAUUGCCUCACUUUAGAAUUGACUGUGUCAUUUUAGUGUCUUUAUAAAAUAUAGUUUGGUAUUUUGUUGAACAAAACAUCAAACUAAAUAUGGUGAAGAUAUAACACUGCCACAUUUGCUUGUAGUGAUGAGACAGGACUGAUAGUAGAAUAUGUAUAAGGAGGAUGCCGGCUCAUGGAACUAAAUAAAUCACAAAAGACUCAGUGGGGUGUGACCCCUUGUGGCUGGAUUAUGAAUUGCACAAAUGCGUGCGGCAUUUCCAUUUCUUACUAUGAUCUCUCCACACUCCACAGUGCAUCUAUGCUAUAUUAUUUUUAUGCCUGCUGUACCUUUUUUCACCAUUGGUGUCACACUGAGUAGGUUUGUCAAAAGUAUCGCUAUCCAGAUACUAUCGAUACUAAAAUAUAUAUAAAAACUAGGUACUAAUUUGAACAAGUAUUGAUGCUGAAAAGAAUUAUAUGCACCAGAGAAAAAUGAUCCUUUCCUGAAAAGCUUUUGAAAGUCAAAGUGUUUGUUAAUAUUAAUAAACUACUGUUAAUCCUGUGUUGAAAAUUACUUUAUUUUCUGAAAAGAGUCAAAUCAGUAUCAAGUAUUGAGCCUUUUACUUAGAGCGGAAAUCAAUUUUGAAAUUUUAGCAAAACACUUCUAUUGUGUCAAUACUGUACACAAUGUGGCUAAAAUGUCUUGUCCAAGGACAGAUUUUACAAAUGAAAAAUUCUUGGUAAAAGAGAAGUCUGAGCACAUUUGGAUCAUCAUGAACUAGUCAAGAUUAAAACUGAGCUACAUUGGUGAUGGGAAAGAUGUGUUGUCUAUACCCAUACCCUCUCCCCACUCUCCCCUCUCUCUCUUUCAUAGCCCCCUCCGUCCCUGGCCUCUGCACUGUCCUGUGGUGACUUGUGAGUGCUCUUAGAAGAUAGACUCUGUGAGGAGAAUGUAGCAGCAGGUCUUCAGCUCCAGUCUCGGUCAAGGAACAACAUCUGAAAAACUACUCCAUCAUGGACCUGUCCUUUAUGGCAGCACAGAUCCCGGUGAUGACGGGCGCCUUCAUGGACUCCUCUCCCACAGACGACUACAGCACAGACCAGUCCCUGUUUAACUCGUCGUUCAGCGUGCGCACACCCUCCAUGUCCGCCGUGAGCCAGGCCGAAGAGCCCCCGUCCAGGCUCAGGGACGCACUCUGGCUGUGGAUCGCCAUCACUGCCACCAUCGGGAACAUCGUGGUGGUGGGUGUGGUCUACGCGUUCACCUGCUGA